Messenger RNA from Phytophthora nicotianae INRA-310, 1116 nucleotides. RefSeq lists its product as hypothetical. Lineage: Eukaryota; Oomycota; Peronosporomycetes; Peronosporales; Peronosporaceae. Bases 235 to 909 code for a protein of 224 amino acids. The transcript has a single exon. The record is from RefSeq and is a predicted model, not a curated record.
AGUUUGCUGUCGCAUGAACCUCGGUGGCUUUUACCAAGCAAAGCUUGUGAUACGUAGCCAAGCAAAUACUCGAGAAGUUCGAAUGUCACGCUGGACGAGAAGAUGAAGAAGUUGUGUGGGCUUGCUAGUUACUAGUACUCGUUCGUCGCUUGGCUUCAGUUACGGUGACUGCAAUCGCACCUGCUUCAUCGCCGUGUUCAAACUGACCAUCCACUGCUUACGCUUACGACUGUAAUGUCUUCGGGGCGGUCUCGAGGCUUCUCUCGCCUGUCUCCCGCCUCGACCUACGUCAGGUCCCGCCCGGUCCGCCCAACUCGCAAUCAAGAAGAGACCACAUCGACCAGCACUCGCGUUUUCUCCAGUCCAACGAGCUUUCGACCCAACAAGAUGGACCCAAAUCAACGCCUUCGAGUGGUCUUCGACGAGGACGGGCACAAACUCGUGGAGCUCCCUACUGGCGGACGCGUCGCAGUACCGUACGACCCGCUGUAUGAAGCGGAACGGGCCGCCGCCGAAGCCGCACGGGCCAUCGACCCGCCUCACGAACUCCGAUGCAAAUACAAAAGCACGCGCUGCAUGAACCUGCGCGCCAAGAAGCGCAACGGCGAGCUGCACAACUUUUGCCAAAUGCACCGUGAGCGCGCCAACCAGAACCAGCGCAACUCGGAGCAGCGCAAGCGCAAUAGUAAACAGCCGCGAAGCCGACGGAGCUCGAUCGUCGAUAACCAAGAGGACCACGACUCCAACCAGGGUAUCCUGGAUGAGCAGAAGACAUCCGUCCCCGGAACGCCUCAAUUCCACAUUCCAGAGCCACUUCAAAGCACCGAUGGACCACACCCAGAACCCACGUACGACGAGCUAAAAGAGACCGCCAUGCUUCUGAGCUUUCCAGAUCGAGACCGCGAGUGAACCGCUCAGUUUAGUAUCCUAAAGAGUUUACACGACCACUUCACUUCACUAGUCACGGAGUACCAAACGUCCUAAUACCAACAUGAAAGCUGCAUGUUCGCCAUCGUUACUGGAUCUCAUGACCAGAUCGUUGAGCAUUUUGGCCGCGCUUCAACAUCACAUUUAAGUUUAAUUAAAAACAAACAAAAAACGGUUUAUUAACAAAAA